Molecule: messenger RNA, 3504 nt
Organism: Saccostrea cuccullata (small rock oyster)
Lineage: Eukaryota; Metazoa; Mollusca; Bivalvia; Ostreida; Ostreidae
Product: zinc finger protein 62 homolog
Exons: 3
Coding region: 370-3240 (956 amino acids)
Biological process (GO): regulation of transcription by RNA polymerase II
Cellular component (GO): nucleus
Molecular function (GO): DNA-binding transcription factor activity, RNA polymerase II-specific
Source: RefSeq, a predicted model, not a curated record
CAAUGAGACGAAUCGUCGAAUGGACUAAUUUGUCUGUUGAUUCACUGAUUAUACUAAUUAGUUAACAAUAGCUUAGUUAAUUCAGCGCCAACAUCAGUACAGUACAUCUUUCCUUAAUUAUUUUUAAUUUGAUUUGGAGCUCACCCAAACAUGAUAUAGAGACCAAUUCUGCACCAACCUUAUUCUGUCCAAUUCAUGAAACCAAAUGCAUGUUCACCUUAAUGCAUUAUUGGCAAUGGUACACAGUUUCGAACAUGUAGAAUUGUUGGAUUACAACUUUACAACUGUCUUUCAUUGUUCAAUAGUGAAACCAUAUCCUUAAAGGCCAUAAUUAUUCUUAUUUGGUCGAAUUAAAUAAUUUUUUAAAAAAUGGACAGUAGUGGUGAAAUAGACAAGGACACACUAGUUGAAUCUACAGAUUUGUCACCCACCAUUGAGAACAAACUGCCUGCUGCAAUUGUCAGCAGAAUCUUGAAUGAUGUCCACCAAAAACAUGUUCCAAUAAUCCAGCAAAACCCAAUUUUUACUGCUUCCAAAACUUUGAUUUCUGAUGGAACUGCUUGUACAACUCCUAAAAACCAGAGUUCAAACUCAAACCAAAGUCAGUUACAAUCAAGUGGACACUGUAUGAGGCUCAAUAAUUCAGAGUCCAUUAUUCGUACUGGGAAUAAUGGCCAACUUAGGAUUCCAGGAAUACCUGUGGCAAAACAAUCUGAUUCUCUAGAAACCAUGGAAAACCGUAAGAUUCCACUUCUAACGGCUACAGCAAGUGGGAAAAAGGAAACUCCUCGAACCAAGCAGAACACUCAGGUUUGUGUGAACAUGAACAACCUCAGGACCCAGCAGGCCGCCCAGUCAAAUUUCACAUUGACCAAACUUGGAACAUAUGUGUUGUCUAAUUCUAGUUUGAACAUUAAAAGUAUGAACAUGAACAACUUUGAAAAUCACCAAUCUAGUCCGUCUAAUGUGGUUGUAAGCAGUAACAACCUUGCACAGCCUAAAUUUCCUACAGUGACUUACCCUGUUGAUAAAUUGCCAGUGGCCCAGGUUCCAAAGGAUACAGUGCUUCCUUCAUGUUCAUCAUCAAACAAUGAAAAAACUGAUGAAAAUUCCAGAACAGAUGAUGGAAACAAAAUUACCAUAUCGUUCAAUCUAAAUCUCAACCGUAAUGCUGAUAUUGUACCACCUACCAUGUCUUUUCACCCAAAUUCUGAGUUUACUGUCUCCAAACCAAAUGUUAUGUACAACAUGAACAAAAUUUACAUGAACAAUUCCAGUAUUCCGAAUAAUCAGGUUGAACAUAACAAAACAUCGUCCAUCAACGCUUCAAAUGGAGGGGGACUGGAAGAGGUAACAGAACAGAAAUUUACUGUCAGAUUUCAUCCAGUUCAUAACAUGGAACUACAACAAAUCCAGGGGUUUCAUCCACCCUCAGAAUCAGAAAAUGUUGAGGUGAAAGUGGAAGAAAGCCUUGGUCCAAUUCUUAACCUAGAUUUACAACCAGACCAGAAUUUUGAUCCACCAUCGGAACUGGAAAAUGUUGAAAUAAAGAUGGAAGAACACCCUUCAGCAGUUCCCAACUUGGAUUUACAAACAGACCAGAACUGUGAUCCACCACUGGAAUUGGAAAAUGUUCAAGUGAAGACAGAAGAAAGUCCUGACCCAGUGGUUGUCAGUGGACGUCGUACCUCAGCUCGUGUAAGAGAAAAACAAAAAGUUAAAGAAAAACCUGUAGUGGAGAGUGUAAGCACGGUAAGCAUGGCAAUCCCACAGAAAAAACAGAAAAGAAAACUGAAGAAAAGAAUGAAUAAAAGGAGAGGAGUACAUUACCAGACUAGAAACCGAAGUAACAUUAAAAAAAUGAUGGAGAUGGACUUCAAGUUUUUCAAGUGUGGAAUCUGUGACGAGGGUUUUAGGGAUUUAAUUGGUUUACAGACCCAUGUUUUACAACACAAGGGAAUCCAACGUGAAACCAUAAAGUGUGGCUAUUGUGGAAUGAAUUUCAUUUGUAAAAGUGGCGGGUUAGUUCAUCUGAGGUGUGUUCAUGGUAUUGUUUGUGAGAAACCAAAAGCUGGAAUGGAGGAGGUUAAUUUACCAACCUAUGAGAGUGAUGGAAAUUCUGUGCAAACUCUUCGAGUCAUUCGAACCAAAAUACCAAAAUGUGAAGCAUGUGAGAGAAUAUUUUCAAAUCUGGAAAUUCUAGCGCAGCACAAACAGAAAAGCAAUUGUGCAUAUGUGUGGUAUCGUUGUGUUUCUUGUGGGAAACAAGUUGGGAAAGAAACUCGUGAAGAGGUACCACUCCCAGAAGAGUUACUAUGCAAUCAAUGUCACAAGUCAGGAAACAAGCCAAAAGAGAAUGCAGCAACCGUGAUGGAGCAAGAGAAACAAGGAAGUGAAAGGGUAGUGGAUGCAGAACAUGCAGGUCUGGGAAAUAAGAAAUCCAUAACUCAUGAUUGUUUGGCUUGUGGGAGGUCCUACAAGCAAAAAUCUUCAUAUGAUAGGCACCUGAAACUGUCACAUGGGACAAUUAAAGCUUUCAAAUGUGAUUUGUGUGACAAGGCCUAUGUCUGCUCCUCUUCACUUCGGGAACACAAGCUAAGUCACACAGAAACAGAAUCAUUUGCCUGUGAUAAAUGUCCAAAAACAUUCAAAAGGAGAAAUCUUCUUAAAAAGCAUAUGCAGAGACAUGAGCCAGCAAAGUUUCCUUGUAAUAUAUGUGGGAGGAUAUUAAGAUCCAAGGGUUUGCUAAGAGAUCAUAAAAGAUUACAUACUGGAGAAAAGCCAUUUCUCUGUGAGAUUUGUGGGAAGAGGUUUACUCGGCGUAUGUCCAAAAAUUUUCACAUGCAAACUCAUGAUUCCUCGAGCAGAAGUCAAUGCGAAAUUUGUGGGAAACUUUUUACAUUUAAGCAUUCUUUACGACAUCAUCUGAUGAUGCACAAAGUACGUGGCAAUUUGAGCUUGAAAGCUAGGUCAAGCAUUGCAGACAUGCCCCAUAAAUUUAUUUGUGAAAUUUGCGGCAAAGGCUUUUAUGAGAGAUCGGUUUAUAGAGGGCACAAAUUAAUGCACCACUAUAAAACUAACCCUGAUGCUCGACCUAAAUGUGACAUUUGUAACAAAUCUUUCUCGAGUAAAUCAAAUCUUAGGGCUCAUAUUGAGAUCCAUAGGGGACUUACACAAGUAAAAUGUGACAAAUGCAACAAGGUUAUGCAUAAACAAUCUAUGAAAAAGCACAUAUGUUAAAAAUGCACAGAAUCAGUUUAAAAAUCUUUCAUGAAUAUUGAACAGUCUUAACAGUUAAUAACUUGUAAAUGUUCAUGAACAUGCAGACAGUUUACAACUUUUUCAUGAAUAUUGAACUGUCUAAGCAAUUUACAACUUUUUCUUGAAAAUUGAACAGUCUUACAUGUAACAUUUUAUUACUUUAUCCUGAACAGCUGAAUUUAACAGUAUAUAACUUUUUUCACGAACAUUGAACAGUCUAUAAUUUUUUAAAUGCAUUUAUUA